Molecule: messenger RNA, 489 nt
Organism: Protopterus annectens (West African lungfish)
Lineage: Eukaryota; Metazoa; Chordata; Ceratodontiformes; Protopteridae
Product: multifunctional methyltransferase subunit TRM112-like protein
Exons: 1
Coding region: 77-448 (123 amino acids)
Biological process (GO): rRNA (guanine-N7)-methylation; peptidyl-glutamine methylation; tRNA methylation
Molecular function (GO): protein heterodimerization activity
Source: RefSeq, a predicted model, not a curated record
AAAGAAGCCAGUACGGUAUUAUUGCUUCUCGCUCGUACUUCUGAGUCAUUUGUAUUUUAAGAAGUACGGCUGAAGGAUGAAGCUGUUCACACAUAAUAUGUUAACUUCACAUGUAAAAGGUGUAACAAAGGGGUACCCUCUGCUUCUAAAGGCCACUGAGCUGAAAGUGAACAAUAUCGAUUUUAAUCCAGAAUUUGUUGCUCGAAUGAUUCCCAAGGUAGAAUGGAAUGUACUGGUAGAAGCUGCAGAAAGUAUAGGGCAAUUAAACGAUCUCCCGAAAGAAUUGUUACCAGACUAUGAAAAUAAUGAAGAAUUCCUACACAAGGUCCACCACGUGAUGUUGGAGGUGGAAGUGGUAGAGGGUGCAUUAAAAUGUCCAGAGUCUGGUCGUGAGUUUCCCAUCAACAAAGGAAUCCCAAACAUGUUGUUAAAUGAAGAUGAAGUCUAAAUAAACACAUUAUCUUCAAAAAAAAAAAAAAAAAAGAAAGA